GAGUGCGGCGGCACCAGAGGGUUCCUGUGUGUCGGGGCCGCGGAGGGCAGUGUCGGUGUCGGGGGUUUGACCCCCAACGAGUUCCAGUGCGUCAGCGGCCGAGAGAACGCCGAGGACUGGGAGCGCAGCGUCAGACACCGAGAGGUAAAAGUCUCAAGUGGUUGAUGGCUAGAGGAAUCCUGCGAGUUCAUCCGUCCACUUGUGACUGGAUUGGUUGUCAAGUUUUCCUGCCCUUGGACCAUGAUUGUCUAGUAGAGCAGCACCCUGCCUAUCAAAGCUACUCCUUCGUACAAGGAGAGCAUCCCUCAUUGGAUGGAGAUUGGACGGAUGGGAAACAGAAGGAGUAUGUCUGGCAUUCAGACUGGAACCACAGAAGCCUUUUAGACGCAAAACCUCAUCAGUUUAAGGGACAAAGUGGACUAGAAGAGGAGGUGCAGAGCCAUUUUUGCAGGCAUAGACUUGAAAGUUUGCAAGAAAAAACUGAAAAAGACCAAACGUGGGAACCUGCGAAUCUGGGCGAAAUCAUGACCCCAAGAGAACAUUUCCGCAAGAUGUCGGUGCUGAAUGAACAGGGCGCAUUGGAUGACAAGCAGCACCACCACCUCUACCAACUAGCUAAUGGACUCGGGGCAGGUGGACCUCAAGAUAUUCGGCACCGUCAGGAGAUGCUGAUGAGGAAUCAAAUGAUGGUCAUGAACCCUCACUCUCAAAUAAUAGGGUCUGGACAGCAGAGAUUGCAGGCACUUCCUUCACAGUUUGAACCACGUUUUUUGGAGAGGGAGCUCCUACCCUCCUCUGAAAUGCUUCCUUCAGCUGAUGCACGGCAGAUGCACCUGAGCUCCCAACUAGGACCGCCAGUCCAGACGCACACAAACACCUUACCUAAUUGUGCCUACCCAGGAGCAGGGUAUAGCUUUUUGCAGCCUAAUGCUAUGGAUUCUCUCACCAGACGCCAAGAACUGAUCCACAAGCAAAAUCUAGCAAGGUUGGAAAUGAAUGCUCUUCUCCAACAAAAAGAACUGGAGAACGCUCAUCGGAAAGGGCUGUUGGGAAUGGAGGCACCCCUAAUUUAUUCUGGCAUUUCAGCAAACCCCAUUACAUUCCACAACAGACACAGACUACCAGAGGGUCACCUUGCCAGCGAAGCAUUCCUCCAUCGAAACACACUGGAUGAUAUAAACGCUGGCAAUAGCUUGCUAAUCACAUCCAAUCCAUACCCGCCAAUCAGCACCUUGCACAGGGACAGGAGUCGGCGAGGUGGGAGGAGGGCGGCCAGCCAGAAGAGUGUGGACAGCAACCUGAAUAAUCCCAAAGGACAAUUGGAAAGUAAGUCAACGGAACUGCCCACCGAGCCGAUGGAGAAGGAGGCUGGGGAUGAGUACGAUUCAAAGAUGGACACCUCGGCCAAACCAAACCAAACCAAAAUGGGCACCAGUUCGUCGCUGCCUCCAGUCCCAAAUAAGAACCACAAAGAGCAAGAGCUGAGGAAGCACAAGGGUAGCAAUGAAGGCUGUCUGGAAGCAGCCAACUGCAACCCUGCAUGUGGUACAACUGAGAAGGAUUUGCCCAAUAACUGUGCCGCUUUUGAUGACAAGUUUAUGUUCCCUUCUACAAUGCCUCUGCCCACGUUGCCUUAUGGCUUUCAGCUAUCAACAAAUCAAUUUAUGCCAUUAGGAUCUCACGGAAUGUUCGUACCAGGAGAGGAAAUAUCCAUUGAGGACAUCCGAAAGUGGAGUAUAGAGGAUGUUUAUAAUUUCAUCAAUAUCCUCCCAGGCUGCUCCGAGUAUGCUCAGACCUUCAAAGAUCACGCCAUUGAUGGAGAGACCCUUCCUCUACUGACAGAAGAGCAUCUUCUGGACAUCAUGGGGCUGAAGUUAGGACCUGCACUAAAAAUCCGCUCUCAGGUGUCUCGACGCAUAGGCAAUGCACUAUAUGUGAUGAACCUGCCUAUCUCUGUGCCUCUGCAGAAUGCAGUGAGUAAACCCAUAGAUCAGUCAUCGGAUCCAAUGUCCCCUUUGAAUUCCAGCGGUGGCAUUGAUCUGCCUGCGAGCCCCUGCACACAAGACCAGGAAGACCUAAAAUUGGCGGAAACGAGCACAGCGGGAAAAACAGAGCAUCCCUCUGAGGCCAACUUGUAAAACUUCAGGAACAAUUGGAUUGAAUUGUUGAGCUUGAUUCAACAUGUUUUCUUGAGAAUUUUGUUAAAUGUGUGUUGCAAACCUUAGUGACUUUUUUUUAAAAAAAAAGAAAAUUAUAGAUGGGCUCCUUUUAUCUGUAAUUCCGUUUGUAAAGCGAUGAGUCGUGAAUUGGAAACCCCCAAUAGCCUGUAGUUUGCUUCUGUUGAAAAAGUUCUCAUGAAUAUGAAAGUUAA
Molecule: messenger RNA, 2371 nt
Organism: Callorhinchus milii (elephant shark)
Lineage: Eukaryota; Metazoa; Chordata; Chondrichthyes; Chimaeriformes; Callorhinchidae
Product: sterile alpha motif domain-containing protein 7
Exons: 12
Coding region: 165-2138 (657 amino acids)
Molecular function (GO): protein binding
Source: RefSeq, a predicted model, not a curated record